Messenger RNA from Cherax quadricarinatus, 2142 nucleotides. Lineage: Eukaryota; Metazoa; Arthropoda; Malacostraca; Decapoda; Parastacidae. The record is from RefSeq and is a predicted model, not a curated record.
GGUGAAGGAUCUUUUCAACCAGUUGAAUGUGCAUUACACAGCAUUGGAACUUGAUCAUAUGGAUAGUUAUUGGUGGUGGCUCUGGUGGCUUGGCAGCUUCCAAGAGAGCAGCAGAUCUGGGAGCCAAGGUUGCAGUAUGUGACUUUGUCACUCCGACUCCAAAGGGCACAACAUGGGGACUUGGUGGUACUUGUGUUAAUGUUGGCUGCAUCCCCAAGAAACUAAUGCAUCAGGCAGCAAUUCUUGGACAUGAUAUGAAAGAUUCUCGAGAAUUUGGAUGGGAGACUCCAGAGGCAAUUACUCAUGACUGGAACAAGAUGGUGGAAGGAAUCCAGAGUCACAUAGGUUCACUGAACUGGGGUUAUCGUGUUGCUCUUAGGGAUAAGAAAGUUACCUACCUCAAUGCUUAUUCAACAUUCAUUGACUCCCAUACACUCAAGACUGUGGACCGUCGUGGUAAGGAAAAAAUUGUCACAGCUGACAAAUUUCUACUAGCCAUGGGGGGACGUCCACGGUAUCCCGACAUUACUGGUGCUAAAGAGCAUUGUAUUACUUCUGAUGACAUUUUCUCGCUUCCUUAUGCACCUGGUAAAACCCUUCUUGUUGGAGCAUCAUACAUUGCCCUUGAGUGUGCUGGUUUUCUGGCUGGGCUGGGUUAUGACACCACAGUUAUGGUUAGGUCUAUCCUGCUUCGUGGAUUUGAUCAGCAAAUGGCAGAAAAUGUAGGAGCAUACAUGGAGAAAAAUGGAAUAAAGUUCAUUCGUGGAGCUGUACCAUCAUCAGUGGAGCAGAUUGAGGAAGGAACACCAGGAAUGCUGAAAGUAACAGCAACAACCUCUGAAGGAGAGGAAAUAACUGAUGAAUACAACACCGUGGUCAUAGCUGUUGGCCGAGACCCUUGCACUUCCGGUAUUGGCUUGGAAAAUAUUGGAGUUGAGAUGGCCAAAAGUGGUAAGGUAAUUGUGAACAAUGAAGAGCAAACUUCUGUCCCUCACAUUUAUGCUGUGGGUGAUAUCAUUGAAGGUGGACUUGAGUUAACUCCUGUGGCCAUCCAGGCUGGCAGACUCUUAGCUCAGCGCUUGUAUGGUAAUGGAAAAUUAUUAACUGAUUAUGUGAAUGUGCCUACAACUGUAUUUACACCACUGGAGUAUGGCUGUUGUGGGCUAUCUGAAGAGACAGCAAUUGAAAAUUAUGGAGAGGACAAUAUUGAAGUCUACCAUUCUAACUUCCAACCAUUGGAAUUUACUGUUCCUCACCGCCCAGAAAAUGAUUGCUAUGCAAAACUCAUCUGUGUUAAGAAUGAAAAUGAGCGAGUUGUUGGCUUUCAUGUGCUGGGACCCAAUGCUGGCGAGAUUACACAAGGGUUUGGUAUUGCACUCAAGCUUAAUGCCACCAAAUCUGACUUUGACAAUCUUAUUGGCAUCCAUCCCACUUGUGCUGAGAUCUUCACAACAUUGAAUAUAACAAAGAGAUCUGGAAAGGAUGUAAAUGCACAGGGUUGCUGAGGUUAAAUAUGCUGCCUUUAGCUAUAUGUGACCAGGAGUAGGGGCACAUACGAUUAAGAUUGCAUUAGAUAUUUUCUUAUAGUCUGAUGAAAGAUAAAUUCUUGUCUUCAGUAAUGCCCUUUUCCAAUAGUAUAUAUUUUAAGUUUCAGCUUUUAACACUAGUUUUUGAACUUUACAAAUAUUUCUCACAAAUGUAUCCAUUAGCUUAGUCCCACAUGAAGAAUACAUAGUGUAGCUUCCUGCUCCUGGUCAUAUGCUAAUAGCAGCAGGUGUCCAAUACUGAGACCCAAGACGUUGGAGAACUGACAGAUGCAGGUAUCGUGUAGAUGGGUCAAGAUUUUGAACUACUCAAUGCCUGAACUGUCACUUGGACUGCAUUAUGAAGGUAGUUUCUCAAAACCCAGGUUUGGGCGAGGUCUACUGGAAGUGGAGUCAUUGGCGUCGAGGUUCUGUGGUUUUACCACUUUCUCCAUGUUUUCACACCUUCCAUCGGUCUGAGGAAAUCAGAUUGAAGAUAUAGUUAUUUAACAUGAAAUGGAGUGGUACUGUACUGGUAUUUAUUUUUGUACACCUUUGUUAGUGCCACUGAAAUAUUAAAGGGCUUAUAUUAUGAAAUUUAAUAAAAUUUUCUUUGUGA